GGGGCUCUGGGUAUAAAGAGCCAGAACCCACCUAAAGGUCCCCAGCCCAGCCCGCUCUUCAGACCUGCUGUCCCUUCAGCCUGGCUCAGACAGGUAGUUGGAUUGCAGACACAGCCCCCUUCUCUUGCCUCUAUAUCUUGCUUUAUAGCAGCCCUGCACUAUACACCGACCCAAGAUGGAAGGAAUGACCUAUGCCUUUGUCUUCAUGUUGGCAGGCCUGCCUGCUUUGGAAGCCAAUGACCUAUUAGAUAGAAGCAGUCCCUUCUACUAUGACUGGGAAAGCCUACAGCUGGGUGGGAUGAUAUUUGGAGGGCUGCUGUGUGCCGCUGGAGUUGCCUUUGUCCUGAGUAGCAAAUGCAAAUGUAAGGGCAGUCAGAAGUCCAGUCCCUUACCUGAGAAGCCCAUGCCACUUCUCACUGCAGGCCCUGCCAGUACCUGCUAAGUACCAGACAGCUUAAAGGGACUCCUGGGCCCCACAGCUUUUGCUACCCUCUGCUGCUUUUCCUUCCUGGUUCUUCCUGUAUGGCCUCCCUCCAGGACUGGCUGUUCGGUGCCCUGAUCAGGGCAAUGUCCAAAGCUUAUUUUGGUAUCCAAAUAAACUGGUCUUACCUCUCC
Messenger RNA from Dipodomys ordii (Ord's kangaroo rat), 615 nucleotides. RefSeq names its product FXYD domain containing ion transport regulator 4 (gene Fxyd4). Gene Ontology annotation, biological process: potassium ion transmembrane transport; regulation of sodium ion transmembrane transporter activity. The record is from RefSeq and is a predicted model, not a curated record. Gene Ontology annotation, cellular component: membrane. The transcript is spliced from 8 exons. Lineage: Eukaryota; Metazoa; Chordata; Mammalia; Rodentia; Heteromyidae. Gene Ontology annotation, molecular function: sodium channel regulator activity. Bases 176 to 442 code for a protein of 88 amino acids.